GCAGCCGUACUCUGCCGUCCCGCGAGUUCUUUGGCCCCUCAGUCUUGUCCCAUAUUCUUGUCUCUACCCAUCGCGACUCGACCGAAGCUCUCAAGUCUUCUUAACUGCAACGACGCAAAAGUACAUAGCAUACCCAAUAUAACUCGAAUUGCUGUACCGUGCUGUCUUCUGACCAUCGCUUCUCGCCUCGAACGAAUACCAGAUCUCUCCCUUUGCCUUGCUGUUUCGGCACUUCGUCCUCCCCGCCAAAGACCACGACAUCGGCUCAGACUUGGUUUUGGGUGUAUAUAUCAUACUUUGAGUACGCUUUACAAAGUUCUGUCGGCACUGUUCGCUCUCCGUCGAGAAGAAGCGAAAGUCUUACUAUUUUCUCGUCUUGUCCGCAUCGCUCGACUAGCACCUCCCAUCACGAACGAGAAAAUGGUUACUUGUCGGCCUAAUAUGCAGGUCCACGACGAUCUCGCUGCUCUCUUCUCCCGUAACCUGACCUUCCGUCCUGAGCUUCAGAGCCAGGCCCUGGUAGGAACACAGGUACAGGCACCAGAACAACCCAGCACUGCCGUUGAGGAGAAUCCGAUGAUAGACAGUCUCAGGGAAUCCCCUACGCAGGCCACCUCCACACUCCCCAACUCGAACCCGGAACCCAAGCCCAUCACCUACUCCAUUUCCCAACACUACACGCAUUCCGCCCACCUCCAUCGGCCGGCAGUAUCCCAGGUUCGACAGGAAGAGCAGUCGGCUGCGACUCAGGACGUCCACCAGCAACAACGGCGUUCGUCCGAGCCGCCCCAGACCGAGCAGCUUACCGCCGAAUUCGUCCUCUCCCAGAACGGCGUCGAUCCCACCGUCCUGUCCCGCUCCCAGCACCAGCUCUUCCGCAUAUCUGAUCCCGAUCAACAGGCUCGGCUCGUCGAGCUGUGGCGCGUAGCACCACCCACUAGCUCCCAAGAUAACCCCUCCUUGGCCUGGACUACCACCACCUACGAGCAAGAGGAGCGCUGGGCGAAGCUCCGCUAUGACCGUUCCCUCGAGGCAGAGAGAGCGAGGCAGAAUGGCAACUUCGCCAUGAGCCUCGACGGCACUCCCGUACAAAUCGAAGACGGCCGCUGGCUAGCCUCCUCGAACAACGUCGAGCCCUACAUGAUGUCGGGCUACGAGGAGCUGAUGCGCCGCGAACAGGAGCGCGAGCAACGCCGGCAACGCCAACAGGCCGAGGGUCGUAGCCCGAAGAACGUCUACUCCCACUUUGGUACCGCCGUCGGCAGUAACAACAGUCAAGCCUAUUCCCGCGCCACCGAUCCCGUCUACAGGGGCUCUGCCGGCGACUGGCCCGUACAGCAGCAGCAGCAGCAGCAGCAGAUGCAGCAGCAGAUGCAGAUGCAGAUGUACACAGAUCAUCCGUACGGUCAGUACGACGUGUUCCAGCAGCAGCAGUUUGGGGGGCCCGCUGGCAACAUGGAAGCCAUGGAAAUCAUGUAGGAGAGACGGGUCCGAGGGGAAUUUGCAGGGAUGAACAGCACCUCCACCCGGUACGGACGGACAUCUGUAGCUGGCAAGCUGGCUGCCUCCUUUCAUUUCUUCACUUUUACCUGGAGUGGAGGCAUGAAACGCAAUGGCAAUUGACACACGGGCAAAGCUGCAGAAGGGGAAAAGGAGCAGAGUGGUAUACUUAUCAAACCCCGAAACCCCGGCGCUACGCUGUGACAGUGAUGGGGGGGGUUCAGGGGUUCAGGGCGAGCGCAGAAGCAUCGUUCCACAGAUGGCGGUACUCAUCCGUCUCUUGAUACCACCGAUCAAGCUCUUCCUAUCGCCCCCCCCAAGCAUUCUCGCAUAGUGCUCAUGUGCUCUCGUUGUACACUCACGAAGUAAUCUCAAAGUAGUCUCACAUCAUAUCUACGCCGCCGGUGAGCCGAGGGGAAAACGAGCAAAUCUGGU
Messenger RNA from Sodiomyces alkalinus F11, 1935 nucleotides. RefSeq lists its product as hypothetical. The record is from RefSeq and is a predicted model, not a curated record. Bases 421 to 1479 code for a protein of 352 amino acids. The transcript has 2 exons. Lineage: Eukaryota; Fungi; Ascomycota; Sordariomycetes; Glomerellales; Plectosphaerellaceae.